AUGACAACACGAUUCAAGAAGAACAGGAAGAAGCGCGGCCAUGUCAGCGCCGGCCACGGUCGAAUCGGAAAGCACAGAAAGCAUCCUGGAGGUCGUGGUAAUGCCGGAGGUAUGCAUCACCACCGUAUCCUGUUCGACAAAUACCAUCCCGGUUACUUCGGUAAAGUCGGUAUGAGGUACUUCCACAAGCUCCGCAACAAGUUCUACUCCCCGAUCGUGAACAUCGACAAGCUUUGGUCGCUGAUUCCUGAAGAUGUGAAGGAAAAGGCUGCGAAAUCGAAGGGAACUGCACCUGUUAUUGAUGUUACGCAACACGGUUUCUUCAAGGUUCUUGGUAAGGGUGUUUUACCUAGUAAUCAGCCUAUUGUUGUUAAGGCGAAGCUUAUUUCGAAGAUCGCGGAGAAGAAGAUCAAGGAAGCUGGUGGUGCUGUUGUUCUUACUGCUUAG
Messenger RNA from Lathyrus sativus (Indian pea), 447 nucleotides. The record is from the annotation of a GenBank genome assembly. Lineage: Eukaryota; Viridiplantae; Streptophyta; Magnoliopsida; Fabales; Fabaceae.